GAAACACAGUGUUGGAAAUCAACACGUGUUUCUCUGGACAAUUUUAUCUCGAAGAGUCUGCAGUCAUCCCAACCGAGCCGUGCUCUGCUGAGCUGGUGCUUUAACAAACAUACUCCCACACCGGCCGCAUAACCCUCGAUAGCAUGUCGACAAGUAUGCCCACGGACAAGAAGUUGUUAUUCGCGAAUGCCAAUUCAGUGGACAAAGGAUAGGAAUCAAUCUUGGUUGCUGGCGAUUUGCAGGCUUGUGUCUCCGCACGUAAUAACGCCGAACACCCGUCGCUAUGGUUCCGGGUUCUCCGUCCAUUUCGAAAACAGACUAGCGAGAAUUUUCCCUCGUUGGCGUUGUGACGUGCGCGAAAUACAAAAGUCACUCCCAUCCUGCAGUCGAAACUUCAAUCUUGAGUACUCUCGUAUAUUGUCUGCAGUGCCUACUUGUUUGCCUCGCCUUCACACCCUUGCGCAUCCAUGGAUUCAUUCUACGCCAUUUUCCUUCCCAGCCCCAACGUUAUGGACGAGAAUAGUCUGUCAGCUGAGGAUGCCUACACUCCCGUUUCCUUUGGCGACGGAGGCCACUUCACUCAGCCUGGGUGCAUCAUUGCAUAGCAUUGGGGAAAGCCUUGGUUUGUAUUCGUUCUCGUAUGACAAACUUUCCGUGCCCCCAGCUGUCAAUCUCUUACGUGGCUGACAAUGUUUGGUUGGACCUCGAUCGUAUUGUUUGUGCCCACUCGAUCUGCGACGCAAAAUCUGUCCACACAGUAUCCCAGUCUACGUUUUGGAUUGUAUUGUCAUAUAGUUUUGUAGUAUUGAUUAGUUUGCAUUUCUACUUGUGUGGUCGUCAGAGUCGAAGUGGGAUUCGAAGGAGCCCCUGGAUUAUAUAAACCAUAAAAGAAAUAAUAAUAAGUACCACGUUGCGUUCAGUAUCCACUCGGAUCCCGUCGAUGGUGAGGUUGCAGUUAGCGCAGCAGUCCUCGGCAAAUUUGUAGGGCCGGGG
This is a messenger RNA of Cantharellus anzutake, 993 nucleotides long. RefSeq lists its product as uncharacterized. The record is from RefSeq and is a predicted model, not a curated record. The coding region runs from base 187 to 687 and encodes 166 amino acids. NCBI's taxonomy places the organism in Eukaryota, Fungi, Basidiomycota, Agaricomycetes, Cantharellales, Hydnaceae. The transcript has 3 exons.